AUGGUCAGAGCGUUGAGCUCUGUAUUUGUCGAUGUGCUGGUCAACGGGAAGCCGUGCGACUGCGACGUCAUCGCCGACUGCAAAGUGGGCGAGGCCAUCACCCUGGAGAUCAAACUGACCAACCUCAGCAAGAACUCGGUGGGGCCGCUGGCGCUGACCGUGCUGCCCUAUCAGGACUACCAGAACGGCGUCCAGAACUACGACCUGGACGAAGCGGUCACCUUCAUUGGCUCCAGCACUUUCUACAUAGACACAGUUAAAUCCAAAGAGAGUUCUGUGUGCGAGGGCGCCCUCCUUUUCCUCUACACGGGAGAUUUUGAUUUAAAUAUCAAGUUCCAAGAUGACAGUACUCGACGAGAGCUUCCUCUAGCCUGGUUCACUCUGCCCAGCGUGCACAUAAGAGCCGUGGAUCCUCUGCUGCAAGCGGGGGCCUAG
Messenger RNA from Menidia menidia (Atlantic silverside), 435 nucleotides. NCBI's taxonomy places the organism in Eukaryota, Metazoa, Chordata, Actinopteri, Atheriniformes, Atherinopsidae. The record is from the annotation of a GenBank genome assembly.